AUGAUAAAGCGAUUUCUUGAUACAUGCGAGAUUUUGGUUUGGCUGUUCGCUUUGACACAUGCAUGCGGGGAUCAUGUCAAGCGUCAUCAGCCAUCAGCAUCCGAUCCGACGGGACGUCCAUAUCGAGAGCUUCAAUGGGGUGACCUCAACAUCAUUCACACAACGGACACUCAUGGUUGGCUCAUGGGACAUCUCCAUUCACAAGAACCUGAACCAAACUAUAGUGGAGAUUUUGGCGAUUUUCAAUCAUUUGUGUACCGAAUGAAGGAGAAGGCGGCAGAAAAGGGAGUCGACCUGUUGGUUAUCGAUACAGGUGAUCUUCAUGAUGGAAACGGAUUGAGUGAUGCGGAGCCAUUGGUACAUAUUGGUACCCCUCGAGGUUCUACUUCCAACAAAUACUUUGCUCGUGUACCUUACGACAUCUUGACUAUCGGAAAUCAUGAAUUGUACGACCUUCCGAUUGCUCAAGACAUGCAUGAUAAUUUUGCUCCUGUAUGGAAUGGUUCCUAUCUCACCUCCAAUGUCAACAUCACUACCUCAGGUACAUCUGUCCCCAUUGGAUCCCGGUAUCGUAAAUUCAAGACAACUCAAGGCAGGACUGUGACUGCAUUUGGUAUUACUUUUCAUUUCACUGCCAAUGCCAAUGGCACCGUGGUUCAGCCACCUACUGAGUUAGUGAAAGAGGCGUGGUUCCUUGAGGCUAUACGCGAAAGACCUGAUGUGUUCAUUCUUACUGGUCAUAUGGGUGCGGCAGAUGACGAUUGGAAGGUGGUACUCGAGGUGAUCCGAAAAUUACAUCCCAAAGUCCCGAUUAUGAUUCUAGGUGGACAUUACCAUAUUCGUGACUGUCGACAACUUGAUAGUCAUUCUAUGUCUAUUUCAAGUGGAAGAUAUAUGGAGACCAUCGGAUGGAUGAGUGUUCAGGGUUUAAAUCGAACCGGGGAUGUGAGCUUUUCAAGACGCUACCUCGAUCAGAAUAGAGUGACCUAUGCCUUCCAUGCUGGGUCGGGCUUCGACACCGAGGCUGGGAUCAACACCACUCAUGCCAUCAGUGAAACGGCUAAUAAGUUUAACAUCACCUACAAAUUUGGCACAGCUCCUCAGUCUUACUUUAACUAUCGAGUCCCCAUCACUGCCAAUAACUCGAUGACUUACCUGCUCACAGGACCUGAAGGAGUACUCCGAUCUGUGGUUCGAAGUCUCGAACGGCCUCAUCCUCCUCUGAUUGCACUCAACUCUGGAUCGAUACGUUUUGAUAUUUUCAAGGGAGAUUUUACGGUCAAUGAUGAGCUCAUCACUAUGCCGUUCAAGAAUGCAUUUGUUUAUGCACCCAACGUACCUCGGGAUGUUGCAGCUCAAUUCAUUGAUGCCUUGAAUACUGGUGGGAUUGGAAGCACUCGGCGUCGUCGAAGUCUUAUGGCACCAGAUGAAAAUGAUAGAAAUCAAGACUAUCAUACAGGUCAGAAUGUCGAAGAGAUAUACAUGUCAUAUCUACGAAAUCAACCUAGCGCUCAAACUUACUUUGGUCCGAUCAUAAGGAAGAAUGCGCGUAGCAGUGUUACACCUGAAUCAUAUGGCUAUGUAACAAAAGAUUCCUGUCCUGGAGUGGGUGAUGAUACUCCACAUAUUCCUUUACCGGUCUAUGAUCCACCUGAAUACGUUGGAACACCUCUUCCACCUGACGCAGAAGAAGUAGAUGUUGUAUUUUAUGAUUUUAUUUCUUCAUUUGCAUUAAAGGCUUUGAAUAAAGUGCAAUCGACCAAGACCUACACCAAAGCGGAUCUGCUACCUUAUGUAGAUAUCUUGGGAAACCAGAUGUUUGGACUAUAUGCUCAACAGAAAUGGAAUUAG
Molecule: messenger RNA, 1851 nt
Organism: Melampsora larici-populina 98AG31
Lineage: Eukaryota; Fungi; Basidiomycota; Pucciniomycetes; Pucciniales; Melampsoraceae
Exons: 14
Coding region: 1-1851 (616 amino acids)
Biological process (GO): nucleotide catabolic process
Cellular component (GO): cytosol
Molecular function (GO): metal ion binding; nucleotide binding; hydrolase activity, acting on ester bonds
Source: RefSeq, a predicted model, not a curated record